GAGGCCACAUUACAUAUGCGCUGACGCUUUCCUGUGUUGAUUUAAGCGGUAAGGAGCGCAGAGGACAUGAUGGCGCGGCCACGACAAAUAGGCGUCCGGGAGGAGAACUCGCAGGUGGAAUAAUUAUUAGAACGACAGUGACGUCACAUGACCACCACGUGACCCAGCUGUCGGGGCCCUGCAGUGGAGCUGAGUGACUGCCCAGCAGCCUUCAAGCCGAGUGGGAUGCCAGAGGUUUGCCGGCUUAAUGGCGUUUCAAGGAGAGGCGGUUCUCUUACAGGAUUACAGCUGAUGGAGAGGAGUCCCUGCUCCUCCUCUUGCACUCACAGCCAGGAUUGGAUCAUGACGAGGACGGAGCACGCCGACAUCAACACGCUUAACUGUACAGAAAAGGCUCUUUCAUGGACUGAAAGCCGCGAGACAUGCUGAGUGGAUGCUUUGGCAAUUUAUGUGACACGGCUGUUUUGUUCCUGGAUGUGACUUUCUGAAAGGAGGCAACUGACCGUAUCGGUCCAUUCCAUCAAAAGUGACUCGUGCCUUUGCAAUGCUGAUUUCUCCACUUUUAUGACAUUAUUUGUAUCCUUAAUUGAGUUUUCACUGAUGUCCAAGGAAGAGCCGGUACUAUGCACUAUGGUCCUCUCACAUCCAUCAUCGAACCUGUAACCUCAGCACAGGAGUGGCACCUUUAGCAGGGGAGGGACCUCAGAAGCUUCACAACGCCUACGUCGCAGGGAUGUUCGCCUCAGUGGAGCAUGGCCCGGUUCUCUGCAGCGACUCCAACAUCCUGUGCCUGUCGUGGAAAGGCCGCGUGCCGAAGAGUGAGAAAGAGCAACCCGUGUGCCGAAAGCGUUACUACGAGGAAGGCUGGCUCGCCACUGGAAAUGGCCGAGGAGUUGUGGGGGUCACAUUUACAUCCAGCCACUGCAAGCGGGACCGGCCCACUCCGCAGAGGGUCAACUUCAACCUCAGGGGGCACAAUAGUGAGGUGGUUCUGGUGCGAUGGAAUGAGCCCUUUCAGAAGCUGGCCACCUGUGAUACAGAUGGUGGAAUCUUUGUUUGGAUCCAAUAUGAAGGCCGCUGGUCUGUGGAGUUGGUCAAUGACCGUGGAGCUCAGGUGAGUGACUUUACAUGGUCACACGAUGGCACUCAGGCUCUCAUCUCCUACCGCGAUGGCUUUGUUCUGGUGGGCUCAGUCAGCGGGCAGAGGCACUGGUCUUCCGAAAUCAACUUGGAAAGUCAGAUCACCUGCGGUAUCUGGACUCCUGACGACCAACAGGUUUUGUUUGGCACCGCCGACGGACAGGUGAUAGUGAUGGACUGCCACGGCCGCAUGCUGGCCCACAUUCUGCUGCACGAGUCGGACGGCAUCGUCAGCAUGUCGUGGAACUACCCCAGCUUCCUGGUAGAGGACAGCAGUGAGAGCGACACCGACUCCGAUGACUAUCCCCUGCAGCAAGUGCACAGCCACAAACCUCUGCUGACAGUCAGCUUCACAUCUGGAGACAUUAGCCUAAUGAACAACUACGAUGACCUCUCACCCACACUUAUCCGCACUGGCCUGAAAGAUGUGGUCGUCCAGUGGUGCUCGCAGGGGGAUCUUCUUUCAGUGGCUGGCAUGGAGAAGACUCUCCUCUCCCCUGACCCCUCUUGUCCUCCCCCUACUAGGAACGCCAUCGUCAAGUUCUAUAACGUCCGGGGUGAACACAUCUACUCACUGGAAACACCAGCACAGCGCCCCAUCACUACCCUUUGUUGGGGCCACAGAGACUCGCGUCUUUUCCUGGCGUGUGGCCCGGCACUCUACGUUGUGCGUGUAGAGCACCGCGUCGCCAGCCUGCAGCUCCUUUGCCAGCAGGGCAUCGCCACGGCGGUAAAGGAAGAGAAAGACGUGGCCAAGCUCACCAUGCCGUCGCGUCUCUGUUCAUUCGUCACUGCCGCUUUCGCUCCCACAAUUAGGCCGCCUAUUCCUGAUCCCAACAACAUGCGUGACUUUGUCAGCUACCCAACAGCAGGCAACGAGCGUCUCCACUGUACAAUGAAACGUACUGAGGACAACCCUGAAGUGGGGGGUCCCUGCUACACUCUGUACCUGGAGUACUUAGGGGGUCUAGUGCCGAUCCUUAAAGGCCGGCGAAUAAGUAAAUUGCGUCCAGAGUUUGUCAUUAUGGACCCUAAAAUGGAUGGAAAAACAGAUGAUAUAUAUGGCAAUAGUCUGAUAUCUGCAAUGAUUGACAGCUGCAAUUGCUCAGAUUCAAGUGACAUCGAAAUCAGUGACGACUGGGUGGGAAAAAAGUCCCCAAAGAUAUCUAGGGGGAGUAGGUCCCCCAAAAUGCCCAGAGACUUAGUUUGUCCUUUUACCAACAGAAUCAACAUUGAUCCCAGGAAAUCACCCAAACUCUCCCGCGCCUCCCAAGAGGUCUCCAGGUCACCCCGGUUACCCAUACGAAAACCCUCCAUCGGGUCACCAAGUCUGACACGGAGAGAAUUUCCUUUAGAUGACAUUACUCAGCAAAACUACCUUGCUCAGGUAACAUCAAAUAUUUGGGGAACGAAAUUCAAGAUUGUUGGGCUUGCUGCCUUCUUGCCAACAAAUCUUGGUGCAGUCAUUUAUAAAACCAGCCUCCUCCACCUGCAGCCCAGACAGAUGACAAUCUACUUGCCGGAAGUGCGUAAGAUCUCCAUGGAGUACAUCAAUCUGCCUGUCUUCAGCCCCAACGUCUUCAGCGAGGAUGAGGAUGACCUGCCAGUCACUGGCCCAGCUGGUGGCUCUGAUGACAACCCGCCCUGCACUGUCAACAUCCCCAUUGCACCCAUCCACAGUCCCGCCCAAGCCAUGUCCCCCGCACAGAAUAUUGGUCUAGUCCAGUCCCUCCUAGCCAAUCAAAAUGUUCAGCUGGAUGUUCUAUCAAACCCCACAGCCACCUCCCCAGGGGCUGGUUCUGCUGCGGCUGCUUCUGCUGGGUCAGACCAAAGCCAGGAAACCAUGCUUACAGCCCAGUACACAGUUCCUAACCGAUACUCCAGUCCGGGUCAGGUCAUCUUUGGAGGGCUGGACAUGGGUCGCCUCACUGGAGGACCUUCACGCUCUCAUCAUCCUUCACAGCAGUUACAGCAACUACAACACCAUCAGCAACUACAGCAUCAUCAACAGCUCCAGCAGCAGCAGCAACAACAGAUGAUGCAACAGCAACAACAGCAACAACAGAUGAUCCAACAGCAGCAGCAACAACAACACAUGAUCCAACAACAGCAGCAGCAGCAACAACAACAGAUGCUACAGCAGCAGCAACAGCAUCAACAAAUGCUCCAACAACAACAUCAGCAGCAACAGCAUCUUCAGCAGCAGCUCCAACACAUGCAGCAGCAGCAGUUCCAUCAACACAUACAGCAACAACAAAUACAACAGCAGAUGCAGCAACAGCAGCAGCACCACCAACAACUUCAGCAACAGCUUCACAUUCAAAUCCCUGUUUCCUCUAUGUCAUCAGGACAGACUUCCGCAGCAACUAUGCUUCCGUCGGGCAUGCUGCAGAUUCAAAUUCCUCACCCACCUCCCGAUUUGGUCCUAGACAGGGGUGUGGGGGGUGAACAUGAGACUCUUUUGAAAAUAAAGACAACACGUUCAGGUCCGCAGCUGGCCGAGGGAGACACAUUGGUGUUCAGCGCGCCGCUCGAACUCAGCAAGAUGAACCCACCUCCUCCUUACCCUGGAACUGUGGCUGCUGCUGUGGCAGCAGCCGCAGCAGCAGCGGCCGCUUCCAUGUCGGCCUCCAAUGCAGCCUCAAAUGCUCCAUCGGGAACGGUCGUAGGCUCCACUAUAACCCCCCCUCCUGGUGAUCUUUGUGCAAAGAAGGGGGACUUCCCACUUUAUCCCCCUGGUCAGCAGCAAGGGCAGUAUCCGACACCAUUGGGCUAUGAGAGGAUAACUACCUUUGACAGCAGUGGGAAUGUGGAAGAGGUUUGCCGCCCUCGAACCCGUCUUGUCUGUAAUCAAAAUGUCUACAACCUACAAGGACCCGGCAGCUCCUCCACUCUCAGGGUCAGCUCAGGAGAAGGCAAAAAGAUCCAGCUACCCUACAGCUCGGCCACCCUUAACAGACUCACCGCACCUCGCUAUUCCAUACCGAGUGGAGACCCUCCCCCGUAUCCGGACCCGGCAAAUCAGAAUGGUGGGAGGAAUCCUGGACAGAAGCUCGACAGUAGUCUGAUUCAUGCCACUCUCAGGAGGAACAGUCGAGAAGCAAACCUCAAAGUGUCCCAAAUGAUGGAACCGCCUAGACCGCUGCCGCCUAAAGCUAAAAAUAAUAGUGCACUAGCAGCCUGCUAUCAGCAGAGGGUGCAAACAGCCUUAUACACUUGUAGCCAGUGUAGCAGUGGGACCAGUGUUGGAAUCACAGCCCCAGGGAGCGCCAAUGGAAUAGCAGGGGGUACUAUCAUCAGACAAGAUUUUCCUCCAGGGAAUGGCGCGCCACAUAGCACAGUCAUCGUUCACUCCAACAGUGCCAUGCCUCUGACCUCUCAGUCCUGUUACAGCCUGCUGAGCUCAGUUGAACCAUCUGGAACUGCAGGAGUAGGAGGCGGUGGAAACAGAGAUUGCGUAGAUUAUGUUAAUUCAGCUUUUACAGAGGAUGAAGCCCUGAAUCAGUCGCUGAGGAAUUUGGCUUUAGGAGGAGCUGAUACAUCAGGGCUGGUUGUUAAACGCCCACCUCCCUAUCAGUGGGACCCAUCUGCCACAGAGGAAGUGUGGGUACCUCAGGAACGUACUACAACACUUAACCCCACCAGCCACCCAGGACCACACAAGCCACCUCCCCUUAUUCUUAGCCCGACCCAACAAUUGGAUGUCUCCAGGCUGCCUUUUGUUCUGUCUCCAAAGUCUCCAACAACCCCCAGCGCUGCUGCCUCUUUUCAAGCUGCCGCCGCUGCAGCAGGUUACCAAGUUUCUCUUCAGUACCCGCCCGUCACUGCCUACCCUGGAGCCCAGCUUCAGCCCAUCCUGGGGUCGCCACGCCCAUGCUCCUCCCCAAAGGAAGUGGUGGCUCCUGUUCCUCUCUCACAGCAGGAUGCAACCAUUGUUUUACCUGCUGGUUACCCUACAAAUCUAACUAAUCUGGCCUGCUGCCCUCUACCGCCUCUGUACCCUGGAGGAAGCGGGCUUUCCAUUCCUCCCAUUGCCCUCCACACACCGUGGGGUACAUAUAACCCGUGUCCUCCUAUUCCCAGUCCUGCUGUGCCCCUACCACCCAAAGCAUCCCAUAUGGCUGUAGAUAAAAAUGUCCUCUCACCACCACCUCCUCCACCACCACCGCCGCCCCCUCCACCACCACGUUCAGAAAUGCAGAACCAUGUAGGAUUGCAAGAAGCCAUGGCAGAACCUGUGGAAGGUUACCAGGAGGUGCUCUCCUUAGCUGAGAGCCCGGUGCCGCCCCGUUCAGACAAGUUCAACAAGAAAAACCGUAAGAGGGCAGAUGGUCGGGCCGAGGAGGCGAACGUUCCGCCUCCGGCCGAAGGGAGCAAAUCCAAAAAGGAGGGCAGGCCUCUGGGGGAUUUCAAUUCUCUCAUCUCUAGUCCUCGUCUUGGAGGGAGAGACAAAAAGAAGCUUAAGGGACCAAAGGAGCAGUUGAAAGCGAAGAAGCUGAACAAAGCCACCGCCAACAGCGAGUUCCAGGACAGCUCAGAAAGUGAGCCGGAGCUGUUCAUCAACGGCGACGAGCUUUUGAACCAGUGCCAGAGCGGAAAGAAAAGCUGGAAGAGUAAAAGGAACCUCAGGGCGGCCAGCGAGCUGGAUGAGAUGAAGUGUCGAAAGGCCAACGAGAAAGAAGACCGAGGGCUGGGCAGCCAGGGCUUUGUGUACGUCAUGGCGAACAAGCAGCCACUGUGGAAUGAAGCAACGCAAGUGUAUCAGCUGGACUUUGGUGGACGCGUCACACAGGAGUCUGCCAAGAACUUUCAGAUUGAACUUGAGGGCAGACAGGUGAUGCAGUUUGGGCGGAUCGACGGCAAUGCCUACAUCCUUGACUUUCAGUAUCCCUUCUCUGCUGUGCAAGCCUUUGCAGUGGCUCUGGCGAACGUCACACAACGUCUCAAAUGAGAGGUCAGAGUGCUUAUUUUAAUAGCAACAUUGCCUGACUUUGCAGAGAAGACUUGACCACGGGGAUCACAAGGAGCGAGAGGAUGAGGAUACAAUCCCGCUGCACUACUCUAUGCUGCCACUUUAGUCGGUGUCACGGGCAUCGGUUACGAUCGCCGGCCGGCGGCAUACCCUGCGCUUCGGUGAUCAUCAUGCAAAUAAAACGCUGCUUUAGUUUGUAGUCGCUUUUACACGAGUUCAGACAGAAGAACUGUCGAUGUGCAGUUGAGAAUGUCAAAAAAAAGGAGCAGCAGUAAUACUUGAAACCCACACUCUGGUGAUUUGAGUUGUUUUUUAUGAUUAUUUUUCCAGAGCACACAGGUACUACUGGGCACCCAAAUCCAUUGCUGUACAAACACUCACCACGAUAUGACACUGCUUUUGCUUUCAGUUGUGUUAUUCAUGUUGGAAGGUUGAAGGGACUUUUAAAUUUUGCUCUCUUGCCAUUCCUUUUGCUCACACAUGUAAUGUUUGCGUCAUAUAUCCGCAGCCCACCUGCUUUUAUUUGGGAGACAGUUGGCUAAAUUAUGUCAACAUUGCGUCGUCCAACCAAUAUUGCAUCGUUUUCAGCAACUCUAACUGGUUUAGAGGUACAUCGUCACCUGUAGUCACUUCUGUGAAGUGCACAGUGAGGGGCUUGCUCCACACUAAAAAUAAGGUGCAGGGAAAUAUGUUUGUAAAUGUUUCUCGUACGGCCAUUUCACUAUCUCCUAGCAUUAAAAAGCAUAUCAUACACACGUGAUUUUUGAAGAGACUCGGGUGACUCUGACAGACGUUUCUGUCGCCACUGUGUUUCAAACGCUGUAAUACUGUUUUCAACGCAGGAGACAAAAAACACACUGAAAUCAUCUUUGACCUGAUUUAUUUUCUGAGACAUAACUCCAGUGAAGAAUGAAGCCAGUGAGUUGUUCUAUUUCAAUGUACUUUCGUCAGGCAAUGAAGACAUAGGAUCAAUUAUUGUGCCAUCAAAAUGAUCUCCGGAACAUUUUGUUUCAUGGAUUGGUGAGAAUUUUACAUUUUGUAUUGUGAUAUGUGGAGACAAAAAAAUUGCAUGGUAUAAAA
Molecule: messenger RNA, 7192 nt
Organism: Nerophis ophidion (straightnose pipefish)
Lineage: Eukaryota; Metazoa; Chordata; Actinopteri; Syngnathiformes; Syngnathidae
Gene: tulp4a
Product: TUB like protein 4a
Exons: 14
Coding region: 734-6091 (1785 amino acids)
Molecular function (GO): protein binding
Source: RefSeq, a predicted model, not a curated record